AUGAGUCAGUUGUUUUCUACCAGUUCCCGCUCUGCUGUUCGCUGCGGCGAUGGUUCCCGCAGUCUACACACGGCGGCUGGUCUCUGCACUUCCUCUACUGUCGACAGUGUUGUUAGUAGUAUUGCUAAUACUACUAUGACUGGUGUUGACUGCAGUGUUCCGUUAACAGAUGACAAGGAUAACACCUGCGGGAUCGGGUGUAGUGACGGAACAACAACGAUAGACGCUGCAGAGGAUAAGAAUAGGAAAGAAGUACCUGAUGUUAUUUCAAGACUUCCAAAUUCACAAGGUGAAAAUAUGUUUCUGAAUCGAACUAAUGAUAACUGCAUAAAGUAUGGAAGAAAGAAUGCAACAACAACACCGGUUGGUAUAAAUAUAAGUCAACCGAGUCAACUAGUACCAUCACAAGAACCUCAACGAUGUUCAACUCUCCACUCUAAGAAUGGAACACGUUCUCAAUCUACAGAAAGAGAACCGUUGAUGAAUAACCGACAUACUCCUUUAUCAUUUAUAGUUACAGGAGGAGGACCAAAUGGCCGGAGUCGAAGAAGUAUUCUUCCAGAGGAGAAUGUAGGUAGUAGUAGAUCAGGAAAGCGUUGGAUUUUGAGUGAUGGUCCAGAGUCUCGUGGAGAAACAGGGGAAGAACCAGUUUUACUUAGUACUGUUCUUGAUCGUGGUUGGGGGAAAAUGUGUGAGCAAGAAGCUGCGUGGUGGAAACAACGUUGUGUGAUAGCUGAGCAGCAACUCGCUAUUGCUAUUCAACGUGUGAAUGAAUACUGUAGUGCGACAACAACAGCAACAACAUCGUUACCAUCUUCUUCUUCUAUACAAUUGGAUACGUUGGAAACUCAAGAAAAAGAGAAAACUUCCAUUCAUUCACCAUUGAUUUCUGAGUUAGAACUAGAAAACAAACGUUUACGGACUUUGUUGGCUCAGAGUAAAGAAAAUAGUGUGAAGUUAGAGGAGGUAGAAAGAGGAUCUACGGUAGUACGUUGUAAACAGGAUAUAGAAACAAAGAAAAAUAAUUGCAUAGAUGUUUUAAUAAAUAAAACUGAUAGAGAAGUACAAUGUAUGCUGGAUGAGAGAUGCCAUGAUCUUCAAGAAUCAGUUAAGCUGCUUCGCUCAGAGCGUGAUACCCUUAGGAAUGAAUUAUAUGAGGAAGUUAUUAAAAGAGAAAACCUAGAGACAGAUCUCCUUGCGAAAGAGGAGCAUCAACAUUCACAGCAAGAAGAAUGGCUCUCUAUGGAGUGUAAUCUAAAAAAGAAACAGGAACUAUUAGCCACUUCACUGCGUCAAACUCACCUUAAAGUCUCAGAAAUGUCAGAACAAGUUGAAGAAAAAGAGAAGGAACUGCAGAAGGCCCAAUUACGGAUUCAUUUAAUGGAGGAGGAGCUAUCUAUGUCUAAAGCGGAGGUGAUGCGACUGAGAGAGACGGGUGAAAAGAAUCUACAAGAGGGACGACGACUUCAGGAACAAUUACAAAAACUGGAGGCGGACCUUUAUUUACAUGGUGAUAUAAAGAAUGAAAACAUAAGUGGAAAAGACGGAAGUAAUUUAAGUGAUUCAUUUCAAGAACAUACAGAUGGACUACUACGACGUGUAGUGGAUAGAAUGCGUCGUGUGAAUUCAGAUGAAAAAUGGAUUGCAUCACAACUUGUACAGACAUUAAAAGGUAUUGGAGUGACAGAGUUAAUUGAAAAGACGGAUUCAUCUUCUUUAGAAUCUAUUGGCCGUUUAGAGUUGCAGCAUUUAGUACAUUCAAUUGAGACACUCAUAGCCUCUAUUGCAAAAAUGCUAAAUGAUAAUGAUGAUGAUUGGAAAAUGACAUCUGAUACUGUCUGCGAAGAGACGUACGAUACGUUAUCAACUAGUGCGUUAAAUAAUAUAAAUUAUGCUGACCUCCUCACUCGAGCAAAAGACUCUCUGUCUCAACUAGAGACAUGUAUAAAUGCGCAAAAACAACGUCAUAUGGAAUUGAGAGAAGAACUUGAAGUUGUUCGUAAAGAUCGAAACGAACUUGUAGGACAACAAAGUAAGCAAGUGCGUCACUUACAGAAGUUGUUACUAACUGCCGAACAGGAAAAGGUACGUUUAAUGCUUGAUAUUGAAGAGCGUGAUAAAAUAAUUCGACGUUUAAAUGAGGAAUCUUCCUUGACAAUGUCAAUAAAAAAACCUUCUACUUCUUCAUCAGAGGUGAAACAUAUCUCUGCUUUAGAGUCGCAAGAUAUGAAAGCAUCUCCAUUCCCCAAUAGUUAUUUGGGGCGACUAUUAGAUCAUGUAAACCUGCAAAUGGAAGAGUUUUACCAUGCACUCCACUCAAGAAUGAUGAUGGCAGUGGAGUCCUUUGCGCAGUUAAAAGGUGAGGAGUUAUUACAUAUAAAGGAACGUGCGGCUGCCCUGCAAGGACAACUGCAACGCCUCCGUGAAGAGCGGGUGUCAAAUCAGCGGGUUCAAGAUGAAUGCUUUGAGGCCCUGCGAGCCCAACUCAUUAAGGUUCGUGCUGAGCUUGCAGAGAAGGAGCAGGCAUUGCGUAUAGCAUUAACUGCGCAGAUAAGACAAGAGACGAACGGCCGACCGCAGCGCUCCUCCUCCUCCUCCACCUCGUCGAUUGUGAAAAUUUCUGGAGAGACUACACUGAGACCAGAGGAGUCGCUGCUUAGUCUACCCACUCCCCGCAGUCCCUCCGUAACCUUACCAGCCGUAUUCUCUGCGGAAGAGUCCUUACCACCACCAUCACCACCACCACCCUUGCUACAGAAACAACAUGAAGAAGAAGAAGAACAACAACAACAACAAAGACAACAACGAGAACAAGAAAAAAAAGAAGAAGAAGAUAAGCAAAAUCAACAUCAUAACGGGAGAGAUUUGACAAAACCUUUUGAAGAGUUGCGCUCCACAGUGUCGGCUCACUCUUAUAAUAAGCAUGACCUAGAAGGAGAUGAUGCAUUGCCGAUUCAUUUUACAGGAAGAAGUACGCCUGGAAGGCGAACUGUAACCUUUGCCCCAUCUGUUAUUGUUGUUGAAGAGCAGCGGCGAGAAGGUGAUGAUAAAGAAGAAGAAUGGGACAAUAAACUCAAAGAGUACCAACAACAAGCAAACCCUCUUUCUUAUGCUGCUCUUGCUUCCCGUUCUCCCUCUUCGAGUUUCUCCUCCACUUCAUCAGCCAUAACAAGUGGAAAAGAGACCCAAAUGACUAGCCAAGCCAUUCAACGGGGUGUGAUGCGCAAACACCAAGAGGUGUGGUUACGACAGGCAGAGAUCAUGGGGAUACCUAUAGAUGAGGGUGAACACCUCUCCACGACAUCACCGAGUUCAUUCAUGCAGUUGCCUAGUUCAUAG
Molecule: messenger RNA, 3339 nt
Organism: Trypanosoma theileri
Lineage: Eukaryota; Euglenozoa; Kinetoplastea; Trypanosomatida; Trypanosomatidae
Exons: 1
Coding region: 1-3339 (1112 amino acids)
Source: RefSeq, a predicted model, not a curated record